AGAGGAGAGAACACAACUCAGGAAAGAGAGACGAGAAUUGUUUUUAGUUCGUCGCGAAAAAGAGGCACAAAUCAGAUGUAUUGAGCAUAAGAUGCAAAGAGUGGAGAUUCAUCAGGAAUGGGAGCGCUCUCAUCAACACCUCUCCAACUAUAUUCAGACCAAAACCAAACCAAAUCUCUUUUAUUUACCGACAAAACACACGCCGGAGACUGAAAAGAGAUUACAAGAGACUAAAGACAAAUACAGAUUAAUUGUUGCCGAAAAGAGAGCUAAAGUACAGAAAGAGUUGUCAGAAAUCGACGAACUCUACAAAAAAGAGGAACAAAAACUGUUGGCCGAAGAGAUGGGAGACAUCGAUACCCACGAGUCUAACGCCAAAGAAAACUCAGAUGAGACUAAAACUUUGGCCCAAAAUGAGAGUCAAUUAUCAAUAGAAUCUAACAAUAAUAGCAAUAAUAUAAUUAUUUCAGACGAAGACAAUAAUAUUAAUGUCUCCAAUGAGACGACAAGCGGUUCAGUCGUCAACUCAGCUGAAGACACAUCUAAUGGUGUGAAGACUGAGAGCGUUGAACACGAGUUGGUUGAGACACACGAAGACACCAUCGAAGACAAAGAGUUUGAGCCGAUUUAUGAUGAAUGA
Molecule: messenger RNA, 640 nt
Organism: Medioppia subpectinata
Lineage: Eukaryota; Metazoa; Arthropoda; Arachnida; Sarcoptiformes; Oppiidae
Source: the annotation of a GenBank genome assembly